Molecule: messenger RNA, 2126 nt
Organism: Pelobates fuscus (common spadefoot toad)
Lineage: Eukaryota; Metazoa; Chordata; Amphibia; Anura; Pelobatidae
Product: germ cell nuclear acidic protein-like
Exons: 6
Coding region: 353-1303 (316 amino acids)
Molecular function (GO): calcium ion binding
Source: RefSeq, a predicted model, not a curated record
UAGGGAGCUGGAAAGUCUCUCCCUCACUGCUAUUGGCUCAGAGACUGAAGACUCACUUUUUACAUCUGUUGCUAUCAAUCAUCGUAGCUAGAACUUGUCUAGUAAUAUUCAAGCACUUCUAUUCUUCACUUUUGUCUUUCUGUGUUGACGUCUUGAUCGCUCUCUCACCUCCAAAAUCUUCUUUACUGGAUUGUUUUAUCGGCAAUGCUGACGGGUUUUUCACACUCAGGGUUGUCCUGACUUAACCUGCUACAAUAUUUCUUCACCUUGUUGUGAUCUUUGAAGGCGCAUUGAAUUAAAGGAGACUCAAGUACUGUUGGCGAAAGGAGUCUAACUGCACUUUUAAUCCAAAAUGGCCUCACAGAAAGUGUGGCUGUUUUGCCUGCUGAUCACAUUUAUUUGCUCUUUCCAAGUUAAUCUCAUUCCUAAAGUUCAAGCGGAGGCACAUGGAGCAGCCGAUGAUGAUGAUGAUGAUGAUGACAAUGAUGUAAAGCACCCUACACAAGAUGAUGAUGAUGAUGAUGACGAUGAUGAUGACGACGAGGAUGAUAAAGGUGAUGAUGAUGACGAUGAUGAUGAUGAUGAUGAUGAUGAUGACAAGGAUGAUGAUGAUGAUGAUGAUGAUGAUAAUGACAAGGAUGAUGAUGAUGACGACGAUGAUAAAGAUGAUGAUGACGACGAUGAUGAUGACGAUGACGACGACGACGACGAUGAUGACGACGACGAUGAUGAUGAUGACGAUGACGACGACGAUGAUGAUGAUGAUAAGGAUGAUGACGACGAUGAUGAUGAUGACAACGAUGAUAAGGAUGAUGAUGAUGACGACGACGAUAAGGAUAACGAUGAUGAUGAUGAUGAUGACGACGACGAUGACGAUGAUGACGACGAUGACGAUGAUGACGACGAUGAUAAUAAAAUUGUGAAAAAGCAUGAAGAUGAUGAUGACGACGAUGACGAUGAUGAUGACGACGACGACGACGAUGAUGACAAAGAUGGAAAGAAAGAUGACGAUGAUGAUGAUGAUGACGAUGAUGAUAAUGAUGAUGAAGAUGACGAUGAUGAAUACGCAGGAGGAUCGAUCUGCCAAUACUGUGCUUUCUGCAAGCACUGCGGGGACUGUGACAAGUGUCCUUGUGACGAGAAAGACAAGAGAGAGUUCUGUGAAGAUUGCAAAUACUGCCAGUUCUGUUAUGUGUGUCCAGUGAUAUGUGAGACAGCUUGCAAGCCUGGGAGUUACAUAGAUGAACUUUCUGGAUCUCUGUAUCAGACUGUCGCCAAGUUAUUCGAAGAAAAUCAGAACUAAUAGCUGCCGCACCAACUUGAAACAGAGUUUUAUAUGGGUAUUGUUUAAACUGGCAUUUCUCACAUUUCAAGACGGAAGUCACCCAUCAAAUGAUCACGGAGCAGAUGGACCUACAACUUCACCAUCUUCCCUGACAGCCAUGCCAAGUAUUUUUGGUGGACAUGCAGGUGAUAGCAGAUGCUGGCAUUCGUGAUGGUCCUAGCUAACUGAACUCAUGCCUAGUAUCUAACCCACCUGUUAUACAGGACAUUUCUGAAUACCAGUCUAGUAACCACCCAACGGCACCUUAUCCACUAUUAGUUUUUUCUACCUCCUAAGAAAUGUAUCCAAACUAAGACCUUCAAUUGUUGCUCUUCUAACAUUGUUACAUUGUUACAGGCCACCGAGACAGUCACUUGUACCAUAAUAUGUCACCUGAUCCGACUGUAUAAAUUGGGUUGCUAGGAUUAAUUGACAGGCAUUCUCUAGUGGAGAUAACUGUAUUUUCCGAACAACCAUUAAGAUGAUCGUGUUCAUUCGUAGGUCAAGGUAAAAGUCUCUAAUAGUCUACUUGUCCCUUGCCAAGAGUUUUACGACACAAUGCCUUUACUCAGGCUGUGUGUUAGGAACCAAUCAGUAACAAAUACAAAACUAUAGCUAGCCGGAAAUUCAGGGAAUCUCAGUUCAACAAAUGUAUCCACCUUGUGUCAGAUAUUUUUCAUCCUUUGUUAUGGGGGGGGGGGGGGGGGGGGGAACUGGAAGAUGCAAUAAUAUUAUUUAUUUAUUUCAUGUAAUAUGUUCAGAGUCUCUACAAGUGAUUAAUAAAUGUAAUUGUGGUCUCGUA